GUCGCGCCCGUAAAUGGCGGCAACGAGUGCAGCGGGGAGCAACGAGCAUGGCGAGCGCAUGGGACAGCCCGUCGAGCAGCCUGUGGGGCGCCCUGGGGCAAGCCUCCACCACGGCGCAGCUGGUGGGCGUCGACGCGCUCGGGCUGGUCUCCAUGGUCGUGCAGGCCGCCCUGGUGGCGCGCCGCCACCGGGAUGCCUGCGUGCGGCUCGCGCAGCACGUGGAGCUCGUCGGCGGCCUGCUCGGGGAGCUGGAGCUCGAGGAUCUUUUGCGGCGGGAGGCCACCAGGCGGCCGCUGGAGCAGCUCGGCAGCGCUCUGCGGCGGUGCUACGCGCUCGUGACCGCGUGCCAGGACUGCGGCUACCUCCGCCGCCUGCUCCUGGGAGCCCGGAUGGCCGACGAGCUCCGCGCCGCACAGCACGAGAUCGACAUGUUCAUCCGCCUCAUCCCGCUCAUCGCCCUCGUCGACAAUUCUACUGCAAAUAGUCGCCGUGUCAAGGCUCAUGAGGGGGUGCUCACUGUAGUCAUAGAUAGUUCAAAUCGUCACAUCAGGCUUCCAAACAAAGGAGCUACUGAACUCUGUGAAAGCGGAGAACAACCAUUUGUAGCCCUGGCAUAUGUGGAAGGACUAAAGGUUGCAUGAGCUUGUGGAUCCGUUGUUAGGGGACAAAUAUGAAGUCACUGAGAUAAUGAGAUGUGCUCAGGUGGCACUGCUUUGUGCCCAGGACAGAUCGGUCCACCAUGACAUAUGUUGCUGCAAUGCUGAACUCUGAAAGCAUAAGCUUACCAAUGGAGCCUAAGCAGCCCGCUGCGCUGAUCCAUGGGUGUGCCGACAGAGGCACGACGUUGACAUACAUGGGCCAAUCAAGCAGGACAAUAGAAGUAACCAUAACAAGUUCAGCUCCAAUGUCGACCAGAGUUCGAAUCAUUCUAGACCCGGAGGUUUGAUAUGAUGGCAAACAUUCAGUACUAGAAUAUAUUUAAAAAAUGUGAGCGAGGAUUAUGGGCUUUUUACGGCUCAGGUAGCGUACAUAUUCAGGAUAUCAAAGAUCACUUUUGUGGAGUGAAAAUAAACAUGUGUGUGUGGUUGGUACCAGCUACCAGACUGAUUUUCCAUCGACUACAUUGUAAUUCAAACAUAUCACGUUUCAUGUUUUUCUGCUGCUACUCUAGACCCAGAGGUUUUUAUUGAUGAAAACCGGUUAUCUAACACUAUUUCCUCUA
Messenger RNA from Triticum dicoccoides, 1222 nucleotides. Its product is annotated as cell number regulator 13-like. Gene Ontology annotation, biological process: cell surface receptor signaling pathway. The record is from RefSeq and is a predicted model, not a curated record. The transcript has 4 exons. NCBI's taxonomy places the organism in Eukaryota, Viridiplantae, Streptophyta, Magnoliopsida, Poales, Poaceae. Bases 48 to 641 code for a protein of 197 amino acids.